Molecule: messenger RNA, 3539 nt
Organism: Melozone crissalis (California towhee)
Lineage: Eukaryota; Metazoa; Chordata; Aves; Passeriformes; Passerellidae
Gene: MIB1
Product: MIB E3 ubiquitin protein ligase 1
Exons: 21
Coding region: 214-3234 (1006 amino acids)
Biological process (GO): protein ubiquitination
Cellular component (GO): cytoplasm
Molecular function (GO): protein binding; ubiquitin-protein transferase activity; zinc ion binding
Source: RefSeq, a predicted model, not a curated record
ACGCCGCUGGGGCCGGGGAAUGGGCGCGUAGGGAGCGAGGAAGGAAGGGAGGAGGGGAGCGAGCGAGCAAGAAGCGAGCGAGCAAGCAAGCAAGGAGAAGAGCCGGACGGAGAUUCCCGCCCGGCGCCCGAGGUAGCCGCCCCCAUCGGGGUCCCCCUCCGCCGCCUGCGGGCUGCGCGCCCCUUCCAUCCGCCCCAGGGCUCCGCCGCCGGGAUGAGCAGCUCGCGGAACAACCGGGUGAUGGUGGAAGGAGUUGGGGCCCGGGUGGUCCGCGGCCCGGACUGGAAGUGGGGGAAGCAGGAUGGCGGCGAGGGCCAUGUGGGCACCGUGCGCAGCUUCGAGAGCCCCGAGGAGGUGGUCGUGGUGUGGGACAACGGCACCGCCGCCAACUACCGCUGCUCCGGGGCCUACGACCUCCGCAUCCUGGACAGCGCGCCCACCGGUAUCAAACAUGAUGGGACUAUGUGUGAUACUUGUCGGCAGCAGCCCAUCAUUGGCAUCCGAUGGAAGUGUGCUGAAUGCACAAAUUAUGACUUGUGCACAGUUUGCUAUCAUGGGGACAAGCAUCACUUGAGGCAUCGUUUUUACAGAAUCACCACACCGGGAAGUGAAAGGGUAUUGUUGGAGUCUCGACGUAAAUCAAAGAAAAUUACAGCAAGAGGAAUCUUUGCAGGUGCCAGGGUGGUGCGAGGAGUUGACUGGCAGUGGGAAGAUCAAGAUGGUGGCAAUGGGCGUAGAGGAAAGGUGACUGAAAUCCAAGAUUGGAGCGCGUCGAGUCCACAUAGCGCAGCAUAUGUUCUUUGGGACAAUGGUGCUAAAAACCUUUACAGAGUUGGCUUUGAGGGCAUGUCUGACCUGAAAUGUGUUCAAGAUGCAAAAGGAGGCUCUUUCUACAGAGACCAUUGUCCUGUGUUAGGUGAGCAAAAUGGUAACAGAAACCCUGGCGGGCUGCAAAUAGGUGACCUUGUAAACAUUGACCUUGACUUGGAAAUUGUGCAGUCUUUGCAGCAUGGUCAUGGAGGAUGGACUGAUGGCAUGUUUGAGACUUUAACAACAACUGGAACGGUUUGUGGCAUCGAUGAGGACCAUGACAUUGUAGUACAAUAUCCAAGUGGCAACAGGUGGACAUUUAAUCCAGCUGUUCUUACCAAGGCCAACGUUGUCCGAAGUGGAGAUGCUGCUCAAGGUGCAGAAGGAGGAACCUCUCAGUUCCAAGUGGGAGACCUUGUGCAAGUGUGUUAUGACCUGGAGCGAAUCAAGCUUCUCCAGAGAGGUCACGGAGAGUGGGCUGAGGCAAUGCUUCCAACUUUAGGUAAAGUUGGUCGGGUCCAGCAGAUUUAUUCAGACAGUGACUUAAAGGUAGAAGUUUGUGGGACAUCUUGGACCUAUAAUCCAGCAGCUGUCUCAAAGGUGGCAUCAGCAGGAUCUGCUAUAAGUAAUGCAUCUGGUGAGAGAUUGUCCCAGCUAUUGAAAAAAUUAUUUGAAACCCAAGAGUCUGGAGAUCUCAAUGAAGAAUUGGUUAAAGCUGCUGCCAAUGGAGACGUUGCUAAAGUGGAAGACUUGCUAAAGAGGCCAGACGUGGAUGUGAAUGGGCAAUGUGCUGGACACACAGCUAUGCAAGCUGCAAGCCAGAACGGCCAUGUUGACAUUUUGAAGUUGCUUCUGAAACAGAACGUGGAUGUAGAAGCAGAGGACAAGGAUGGAGACAGGGCUGUCCAUCAUGCAGCCUUUGGUGACGAGGGUGCUGUGAUUGAGGUUUUGCACCGCGGCAGCGCAGAUCUCAAUGCUCGCAACAAGCGCAGGCAGACUCCGCUCCAUAUUGCUGUCAACAAAGGUCAUCUGCAAGUUGUCAAGACUUUACUGGACUUUGGCUGCCACCCCAGUCUCCAGGAUUCUGAGGGAGACACUCCACUUCAUGAUGCAAUAAGUAAAAAGCGUGAUGAUAUCCUUGCUGUACUCUUAGAAGCUGGAGCAGAUGUUACUAUCACCAACAACAAUGGGUUUAAUGCUCUUCAUCAUGCUGCACUAAGAGGAAACCCUAGCGCAAUGCGCGUGUUGUUGUCCAAGUUACCACGACCGUGGAUUGUUGAUGAGAAAAAAGAUGAUGGUUACACAGCCUUACAUCUGGCAGCUCUUAAUAAUCAUGUGGAAGUGGCUGAACUUUUGGUGCAUCAGGGCAAUGCUAACCUGGAUAUCCAGAAUGUUAACCAGCAAACUGCUCUUCAUCUUGCUGUUGAACGACAGCAUACACAAAUUGUUAGGCUCUUAGUUCGUGCAGGUGCUAAAUUGGAUAUUCAGGAUAAAGAUGGAGAUACUCCCCUGCAUGAAGCCCUGAGACACCACACCCUGUCACAGCUCCGCCAACUCCAAGACAUGCAAGAUGUGGGCAAGGUAGAUACUGCUUGGGAGCCAUCAAAGAACACAUUAAUUAUGGGACUUGGCACUCAAGGAGCAGAGAAGAAGAGUGCUGCAUCUAUUGCCUGCUUCCUGGCAGCCAACGGGGCUGACCUCGGCAUUCGUAACAAGAAGGGUCAGUCCCCUCUCGACCUCUGCCCUGAUCCAAGUCUCUGCAAAGCAUUGGCUAAAUGUCACAAAGAAAAAGUCAGUGGCCAGGUUGGUUCCCGAAGUCCAUCUAUGAUCAACAAUGAUUCUGAAACCUUAGAAGAAUGUAUGGUGUGUUCAGACAUGAAGAGAGACACUCUGUUUGGCCCAUGUGGCCACAUUGCCACGUGUUCCUUGUGCUCACCACGGGUGAAAAAAUGCCUCAUCUGUAAAGAACAAGUUCAGUCUAGGACAAAGAUUGAAGAAUGCGUAGUAUGUUCAGACAAAAAGGCAGCAGUGCUCUUCCAGCCUUGUGGUCAUAUGUGUGCCUGUGAGAAUUGUGCAAGCUUGAUGAAGAAAUGUGUACAGUGUCGGGCAGUGGUUGAGCGAAGAGUGCCUUUCAUAAUGUGCUGCGGAGGGAAAGGUACAGAAGAUACCAGUGAUGAUAUUUCAAGUGGAAACAUUCCAGUUUUGCAGAAGGACAAAGACAACACUAAUGUCAAUGCAGAUGUACAGAAGCUGCAGCAACAGUUGCAAGACAUCAAGGAACAGACGAUGUGUCCCGUGUGUUUGGACCGGCUGAAGAACAUGAUCUUCCUGUGUGGCCACGGGACGUGCCAGCUGUGCGGAGACCGGAUGAGCGAGUGCCCCAUUUGCCGCAAGGCCAUCGAACGGAGGAUCCUUUUGUACUGAGCAGGGGCCAGGGUCUUUUUUACUAGGUUGUCAAAGAGUAAGGACAUGUUGAUGCUUUUAAGCCUCUGUUAGUUUGAAAGGUAGUAAAGGGUUCUGAUGAAAACAUUUCUAAUACUGUAGCACAGGUUUGUUACAUAGUAAUUGUUUAAAGACUGUGAACACACCAAAUAAAAGAAACAGUAUUUGAACAGUCAGCUUGUAGCUUUACUCUUAAAAAACAUCUAAACCUAACGCUAAUUUAAGGCAGUCUUUUUUUCAGUUUGUUUCUGUCUUCUUCUUCCCCUUAAAGUUUAAAGGAACAAUCU